Molecule: messenger RNA, 4956 nt
Organism: Eremothecium cymbalariae DBVPG#7215
Lineage: Eukaryota; Fungi; Ascomycota; Saccharomycetes; Saccharomycetales; Saccharomycetaceae
Gene: CHC1
Product: clathrin heavy chain
Exons: 1
Coding region: 1-4956 (1651 amino acids)
Biological process (GO): receptor-mediated endocytosis; intracellular protein transport; Golgi to endosome transport
Cellular component (GO): clathrin coat of coated pit; clathrin coat of trans-Golgi network vesicle; clathrin complex
Molecular function (GO): structural molecule activity; clathrin light chain binding
Source: RefSeq, a predicted model, not a curated record
AUGAGUGAUUUGCCGAUUGAGUUUACGGAAUUGGUUGAUCUUACGUCGCUGGGUAUUUCCGGGAAGUCAUUAGACUUUAGGUCUACGACGUUUGAGAGUGAUCGGUUUGUUACGGUGCGUGAGACGGGCAAUGGGGUGAGUUCGGUGGCUAUUGUUGAUUUAAUGAAUGACAAUGAGGUGACGAGGAAGAACAUGGGGGGGGAUUCUGCGAUUAUGCACCCGAGCCAGAUGGUUAUUUCGGUUAGGGCGAAUGGUACGCUUGUGCAGAUCUUCAACUUGGAUACGAAACAGAAGUUGAAGUCAUUUCAGCUGGACGAGCCUGUUAUUUAUUGGAGUUGGCUGAGCGAGGAGGUUCUUGGGUUUGUCACGGCCAACUCUUUGCUUACUUGCAAUGCCUUUGAUGGGGAUGUGGGGCGGAAGCCUACGAGGUUGGCCAGCAGACAUGCUAGUUUGAACAACAGUCAGAUUAUUAAUUUUGUGGCCAACAAGUCGCUCGACUGGUUUGCGGUGGUUGGGAUCAUCCAAGAAAACGGGCGGAUUGCCGGUAAGGUGCAGUUGUUCUCCAAGGCUCGUAAUAUAUCUCAGGCGAUUGAUAGUCAUGUGGCGAUGUUUGCGUCGCUGAUGCUGGAUGGGAACACAGAACCUGUGCAGGUGUUUGUCACAGGAAACAGGAAUGUGUCCACCGGUGUUGGCGAGCUUCGUAUUAUUGAGAUUGAUCACAACAUGCAGGCAAACCCCGUUCAAUACCAAAAGAAGACUGUGGACAUCUUUUUCCCGCCAGAUGCUACCAACGACUUCCCGCUCGCAGUACAAGUAUCCGAGAAAUACGGUAUCAUUUACGUGUUGACAAAAUACGGGUUCAUUCAUUUAUACGAACUCGAAACAGGUUCGAAUCUUUUUGUUAACCGUAUCACUGCCGAAUCCGCGUUUACGGCGACUCACUACAAUAACAGGAAUGGUAUCGCGUGUAUCAACAAGAAGGGCCAAGUGCUUGCUGUUGAAAUUGAUCGCACACAGAUUGUGCCCUACGUCUUGAAUAAACUAUCCAACGUGCCUCUUGCACUGACUAUUGCAACUCGUGGCGGAUUGCCCGGGGCGGAUGAGCUCUUUCAAAAACAGUUCAAUUCUCUCUUAGACCAAGGUGAUUAUCAGAAUGCUGCAAAAGUCGCUGCAUCGUCGCAGCAAUUGAGAACACAAACUACGAUCAACAAACUAAAAAAUAUCCAAGCGCCACCCGGAGCCAUCUCGCCAAUUCUCUUAUACUUUUCCACUUUACUCGAUAAGGGCAAGUUAAACAAGCACGAGACUAUCGAACUUGCUAAACCCGUUUUACAGCAGGACAGGAAACAGCUCUUUGAGAAGUGGUUGAAAGAGGAUAAACUAGAGUGUUCGGAAGAAUUAGGUGAUGUCGUACGCCCAUUCGAUACGACUUUAGCGUUGGCAUGUUACUUGAGGGCCAAGAUCCAUGCAAAGGUUAUCACAUGUCUCGCCGAAUUACAACAAUUUGACAAGAUUUUACCGUAUGCCGACAAAGUUGGCUAUCAGCCAAACUUUGUGGUGCUGAUUUCUGAUCUAUUGAGAAGUUCGCCGGAUAAAGCUUCUGAUUUUGCAACUAGUUUGCUUCAAUCUCCACAGACCAAUUCUAAUCUUGAUGUUGAAAAGAUUGCUGAUAUGUUCUUUUCACAAAAUCAUGUCCAGCAAGGCACCUCCUUCUUAUUGGAUGCGUUGAAAGGGGACACGCCAGAUCAAGGCCAUUUACAAACACGUGUAUUAGAAAUUAAUUUACUGCAUGCUCCUCAGGUGGCGGAUGCAAUCUUGGGUAACAACAUUUUUUCACACUAUGACAGACCUACAAUUGCCGGCUUGUGUGAAAAGGCAGGGUUGUAUCAGAGGGCUUUGGAAAAUUACACUAAUAUCAAGGACAUAAAAAGGUGUAUUACGCAUACAUCUGCUUUACCCGUUGACUGGUUAGUUGGUUACUUUGGUAAGUUAAACGUUCAACAAUCUUUAGCAUGUUUGAGAGCAUUAAUGGAUGCAGAUUUGGAUGGAAACCUCCAGAUCGUAAUCCAAGUGGCUAGUAAGUUUUCAGACUUGAUUGGUUCAAGCGUUUUGAUAAAACUCUUUGAAGAAUAUAAAUCAACUGAAGGAUUAUAUUACUAUUUGGUUUCCUUAGUUAACCUCUCUGAUGAUGAAGACGUUGUAUUCAAAUAUAUCCAGGCGGCCGUUAGGAUUGGUCAAUUCCAGGAAGUGCAAAGAGUUAUCAAGAGCUCUAAUGCUUAUGAUCCUGAGAGAGUUAAAAACUUUUUAAAAGACUCUGAUCUACCAGACCAGCUGCCAUUGGUUAUUGUAUGUGAUAGAUUUGAUUUUGUCCAUGAUCUUGUAUUAUACCUGUACAAGACCAAAAAGCUCAACUUUGUAGAGGUUUACGUCCAGCAAAUUAAUCCAUCAAAGACUCCACAGGUUAUUGCCGGGUUGUUAGAUGUAGAUUGCGAUGAACAAACUAUUAAGAACUUGUUGGAUAGCGUUAAGGGACAAUAUUCUAUCGAAGAAUUGACUACCGAAGUGGAAAAGAGAAAUAGAUUAAAGAUCUUGCUCCCCAUUUUGGAAGAGACUUUAAAUAAUGGCACUCAAGACCAAGCCGUUUACAAUGCCUUGGCUAAGAUCUAUAUUGAUUCUAACAAUUCACCUGAAAAGUUUUUGAAAGAAAAUGACCAAUAUGACACCUUGAAUGUUGGUCUUUACUGUGAAAAAAGAGACCCUUAUUUAGCGUACAUUGCGUAUGAUAAAGGCACUAACGAUGAGGCGUUGAUUAGAAUCACUAAUGACAAUAUAAUGUACAAAUAUCAAGCUAGAUAUUUGUUGAAACGUUCUGCUUUGGAAUUGUGGAGUGUUGUCUUGGAUGAAGAAAACAUUCAUAGGCGUCAAUUGGUUGAAUCCAUUAUCAGUGUUGGAAUUCCAGAAUUAACGGAUCCUGAACCUGUUUCCAUCACUGUUCAGGCAUUUAUGAAUGCUGGUAUGAAGCUGGAAUUAAUUGAAUUAUUGGAAAAGAUCAUUUUGGAACCAUCCCCCUUCACUGAUAAUCAAGCUUUACAAGGCCUACUAAUGUUAUCAGCAAUUAGAUAUGAUCCAUCAAAAGUUUCUGAUUACAUUGAAAAGUUGGAACAUUACGAUGCUGAUGAAAUUGCUCCAAUGUGUGUUGAAGCUGGUUUGUACGAAGAAGCCUUUGAAAUUUAUGAUAAACAUGAAAGAUAUGAUAAAGCUUUAGAAGUGAUGGUGGAAAACAUAAUGUCAUUGGAUAGAGCUGAAACGUACGUUGAAAAAAUCGACAAACCUGAAGUUUGGUCUCAGCUAGGUUCUGCUCAAUUGAGUGGUUCUCGUAUAUCUGAAUCUAUUGAUUCUUAUAUUAAGGCACAGGACCCUUCGAAUUAUGAGAACGUUAUUAACAUUACUGAAGAAGUUGAAAAGUAUGAUGAAUUAAUUCCAUAUUUGAUUAUGGCCAGAAAAACCUUGAAAGAACCAAAAAUUGAUGGGGCUUUGAUCAUGGCGUAUGCAAAGUUGAACAAACUUAAUGAAAUUGAGAAUCUUUUGAAUGGAAAUAAUGUUGCCGAUUUAGAAGAUAUCGGUGACCAACUUGUAGAAGCUAAGAACUACAAGGCUGCAAAACUGUGCUAUUCCUCAGUUUCCAACUAUUCUAAACUUGCUACUACUCUUGUAUAUUUGAAAGAUUACCAAGCUGCAGUUGAAACAGCUAGAAAAGCCUCUAAUGUUAGAGUUUGGUGUCAGGUUAAUAGUGCCUGUAUUGAUAAUAAGGAAUUUAGACUAGCUCAAAUUUGUGGUUUGAAUUUGAUAGUUCAUGCAGAAGAACUUGAAGAGCUGGUUGCAAAAUACGAAAGUAAUGGUUAUUUUGACGAACUGAUUUCAUUAUUUGAAGCUGGUUUAGGAUUAGAAAGGGCUCACAUGGGUAUGUUUACAGAAUUAGCAAUCUUGUACACCAAGUACGAUCCACCCAAGACGUAUGAACAUUUGAAGUUAUUCUGGUCCAGAAUCAAUAUCCCAAAGGUCAUCAGGGCAACUGAACGGGCACACUUGUGGCAGGAAUUGAUAUUUUUAUACGCCCACUAUGAUGAAUGGGAUAGUGCUGCUUUAACGGUUAUUGAAAAGUCUGCCGAUAACUUCGACCAUGAUUAUUUCAAGGAAAUCAUAGUUAAGGUUUCAAACUUGGAAAUUUACUAUAGAGCUAUCAACUUUUACGUCAAAGAGCAUCCUACUUUGUUAAUUGAUUUGUUGGCUCUACUAACUCCAAGAUUGGAUAUCCCUAGAGCCAUGAAGAUAUUUACCAAAUCGGAUAACUUGCCUAUGAUCAAACCCUUUUUGAUCAGUGUUCUGCCAAAGAAUAACAGUGUCGUGAACCAAGCAUAUCAUGAUUUAAUGAUUGAAGAGGAAGAUUACAAAGCUUUGCAGAAUGCUGUUCAAUCAUAUGAUAAGUUUGACCAAUUAGGAUUGGCUGCUAGAUUAGAGAAACAUGACCUAAUCUUUUUCAAAAAGAUUGCUGCACAAUUGUACCAUAGAAAUAAAAAAUGGUCAAAGAGUUUAGCAAUUUUAACUGAAAAUAAAUUAUGGAAGGACGCCAUUGAUACCGCUGCAAUCUCUCAAAAUAGACAGGUUGCUGAAGAUCUCUUAAACUACUUUGUCGAAACUGGAAACAACGAAGGGUUUGUUGCCCUGUUAUAUUCGGCUUACAAUUUGAUUAGAUAUGACUUUGUUCUGGAAUUGGCUUGGUUGAAUGGCUUAGAGACGUUGAUUAAACCAUAUGAAAUCUCAGUUAAAAAAGAGCAAUUUUACAAUAUCCAAAAUUUAUCAAAAGCCGUCUCUAAAUUGUCCGGAAAGGAAGCUGAUAAUGCUGAACAGUUGUUAAUUACCAACGGGUCCGUUGAUUUCCAGCCAGCAGGAUUUUAA